Molecule: messenger RNA, 2620 nt
Organism: Rhinolophus ferrumequinum (greater horseshoe bat)
Lineage: Eukaryota; Metazoa; Chordata; Mammalia; Chiroptera; Rhinolophidae
Product: ankyrin repeat domain-containing protein 26-like
Exons: 4
Coding region: 58-588 (176 amino acids)
Source: RefSeq, a predicted model, not a curated record
UGACUUACUCGUUUUCUACAAUUCUGCAGACUGAAGACACUCUUUCAGAAUACAAGGAUGCUACAUGACAAUCAAAAUGGAGAGCUUAGUUUCCUUGGAGGUUUAGAACCCAGUCAAUCUGAAAUGGAUAUUCAGAUGAAUAGGUUAAAACAGAAGGAACAAGCAGCAUCUCAAGAAAAUGUAGACCCACUAAAUGACCAUGAUGACGCUUCCAUAAGUGACAUGGAGGUCAGAAUUCAACGUCGGGAAUCUGAACUCCCCAAAGUGAAAACUUCUCGAGAUUCUUUUAAAAUAGAAUUGGAAGAAUGUAAGCGCCUCUACCUAGAGGAAUUAAAACUUAGAACAUCAUUGGAAAACAAACUCAACAAUACUAAUGACAGGCUGGCAGAGAUGAGAACCCAGCUUCUCAUGAAGGCACCACAGAACACUUCACUCAGCACCGAUCGUAGGAGGCCAGUCCAGCUGCCACCUUGCACUGGAAGGCUAAAUGAUUGGUUCCUACCUCGAGGAAAUCUCGCUCCAAGAGAACAGUUGGUGAUUCUUACGUCAACCCCACAGACUCCUAAUAAUGGCACGUUGACCAACUAGAUGAAGAGUCAGAAAUUGAUGGAAAUUUCCUGAAGUACCUGGCCAGGAAGUACCUGCCAGGAAGUACCUGGCGUGUUACUUUAACCUCAGUCAGAAAUCCUCAAGCCCAUUCCUGGCCCGCAGCUCAUUGGUUUUGUGACCUCAGGUGACCUCUAAUCUCUCUGCGCCUUGGUUGCCUGUUAUGUAAAAUUAUGGACUUUGACUAAAUCAGUGACUUUCUGACUUGAAAAAUAUUUAUUUUUCAGUCUAAUACGGUUCUUUUAAAAAUUUUUUUGCAUGAAACUAUAUUAUAUAAAAUAUAGACAAGUAGAGCUGCCCAGCUAAGGGAGAGAUGGAGACUCUGAGACUUUGGGAUCCUGCGGGGUCCCCAGUGGAAACUUAGAUUCUAUGGGACAUAGUCUGAGAACUACCGGUUAGGAGAAAACCCUUUUAGUGAAACUCCCUGAAUUAAAGUUUGUGGAUACAUUCUUUUCCUGUGUGUAAUUUUCUCACCUUUCUAUGUUUUUGAUAAAUGGAAAAGUAUAAAUAAACUUGCAGGAGCAUUCUCCUCCUUAAUAUUGGACUUCAAGCUACUUCUACUACCUGAACACAAUCCUCACCUAGAAAUAAACAUAAAGAUAAUCGAUGUAAAUAUUUAGGAAAAGGGCUUUGGGGAAAAGAAAAUAACGUUACAUUUGUAGUUCCCUAAUUCAAGUCAUGUAAAAAUGUGAUUUGCAUUUUAUAUAUUAUUGAUUAAUGGUAAUUAAAAGUGUUUCAUGACAGGCCUCUCCCUUCACCUGGCAUUGGGUUGUUGUUUUUACAAGGCCUGUUUAGUAAUGUUGUCACAUUAUUCAUUUUAUAAGCCCUUUUCUAUGAAGCUAUUGACAAAAAAGUGUUAUGGAUAACAGUCUCUGCAAAUAUUGGAAAAUAUGACGGCCAACAGAUUUGUCUUCACACCUGAAUGUGUAAAGGCAUUGGAUGUCAUAUUAUCGUUGUCACCACACGACAACGUCUAUUAGGUUCUGGACAUUAUUAGGUUCUGGACUAUUAGGUUCUGGACAUUAUCGUCAGCCCCGUUUCGGUCAUUUAGUGAGAGGAUACCUUUCAGAAGGAAGGAUUAAACAAGAAAACUUUAGACUGGGAUACUUGAGGUAUAGUUUGAAAUAUUCCCAUACAUUUCGUAAUUAAGUAGACUAACUACAACCACUCGAAUAUUUCAAAAAUUGGACCUCCCUCAUUUCUAGAAAGAAUAUGAAGUUACAAUUAAAUAAUUAUAUAUUCUUUUUGUUUUUUUCUAAUUCUUCAGUCAUGAAUCAGAAACUAAAUUUGAAAACUGGCUCUAGGGCAUACUUUUUAAAUCAGAUUUUCUGUAAUCUUUGUGUCCAUACACAUAUAAAUGUUUCAGUCAUGAUACAGACAAGAAAAUAGUUUUUGUUAUUGUUGCUGACAGUAGAAUUUUCACGUGACGUGAUAGGACCACUAUCAUCAUUUUAUGUAUUUAAGGUUCUGUGCUGAGAAAUAGCCUAGAACACACCUUAAGAUUAAUUUUUUAAAAGUGCAAGAAACCAUUAAGGUGAAAAAUCCAUAAAGGAAAAAAUCCAUUAAAGUAAAAAAAAAAAAAAAGCUGAUUAAACUUGUAUAAAGGGCUGUUUUUCUAAGGAUUGAAAAGUAAUGCAUUCACUGUAAAAUAUGACUUGUUUGAUUCUUUGCAGGAAUCAGAUCACACCUCACCCUUCUGAAAUUGUGUCUAUUAAGUAGACCAAUUUCAAGUGUACUUUUGAUCGGAUUAGUCUAAACAGCAUCUCAUAUAUAUGUUCUCUAUUAAAUUAAAAUGAGUAGAAAUUUAUUUUAUUUAUGUGAUUAUUUUUGUGUGUAUUUACACAACGCCCAAGUAAGGUCUCCUCUUUAAAGGUGUUAUUUAAAGGCCACAUUCCUACAGUAAAGUCUCUUGUUUAACUUAAAUACUGUAACUGGAGUGACGUCAUAGGAAUGGCGGCAGCAGGGCGCACUUUCUGAGUUCUCCUCCGGAUCUUGUUGCAAACGGGACCUAUAA